CCUAAAUUCUAUCGGCAGUGUUUCGAACGUAAGAUUUGCAGCUAGGUGAACUGGUUCCACCGUAGGUAAUCGGACCACUCACAGGUUGAUUUUUUAGUUCUCACUGGUCAUGGAGUGGCCUCGAUCCUUUCCUAUAGGUACCGUACGUGUCGGCACGCGGCAGCUUCAGUUCCGCUGACCCCACCAUCAAUCCCCAUUUUCAUGUGCAACCAAACAUGUCAUGCAUAUGUGCAUAUAUAUAUAUAUACACACAGCAAACUCACUGGGUGUUCAUCGCAUUGGCCGGUGCUGUAUCGUCUCGUCAGUGAAGUUUUGCGCCUUGCAGUACUGAGAGAAGAUGAGCAUGCUCAAGUCUUUCCCACACGGCCUCGGCGUGCCGGCACAGGGGAAUCCAAGCUGGUGCAGGAGCCGGGCUGCGACAAGAGGCGGCGGGAGAUGGGCCAGCUGCAAGGCCAACGCCUUAACAAAUUUCGAGGACUUGGUGACGGGGAUGCCGGCGCCUGAACAGGUGGAGGCGGUGCGGUGUCUGAACCUGGGCGGGUGGGUGGAGCAACAUCUGCUGCCGCUGCUGACCCCGGUUGACGAGUCAUGGCAGCCCAGCGACCUGCUCCCCUGCCUCUCCCUCUCUCCACGCUCCGCCGAGCAGCAGCAACAGGCGACGACGACGACGGAGGAGCUUCAGGCGCGAGCCGCGAGCGUGCCGGACGACGUGCUGGUGUGCCUGGUGGGCAACAUGGUGACGGAGGAGGCGCUGCCGACGUACAUGUGCAUGGGCAACAGGGCGGAGGCCGCCCACGACGCCACGGGCUGCAGCCCUGACCCCUGGGCGCGCUGGCUCCGCGGGUGGACCGCCGAGGAGAACCGCCACGGCGACCUCCUCAACCGCUACCUCUACCUCUGCGGCCGCGUCGACAUGCGCCAGGUGGAGCGCACCGUGCACCACCUCCUCCGCAACGGCAUGAGGAUGCCGGUGCCCCCCUCCAGCCCUUACCACAACGUCGUCUACGGGGCGUUCCAGGAGCGCGCCACGUUCGUGUCCCACUCGCGCGUCGCCAGGCACGCGGCGCGCCACGGCGACCGCUGCCUCGCCAGGAUCUGCGGCGCCGUGGCGGCCGACGAGAGGCGCCACGAGACGGCCUACGCCAGGGCGGUAGGGAAGCUGUUCGAGGUCGACCCGGACGGCAUGGCGCGGGCGCUGGCCGACGUGCUGCGCGCCAAGGUCACCAUGCCGGGGCAGUUCAUGACCGACGGCCGCGACGCCGACCUCUUCGCGCGCUUCUCGGCCGUGGCGCAGCGGGCCGGGGUGUACACGGCGAGGGACUAUGGCGACAUGGUGGAGCACUUCGUGCGGAGGUGGAAGGUGCCGGAGCUCGGCGGCGCGGGGGGGCAGAUGUCCGGCGAGGGGAGGCGCGCGCAGGAGUACGUGUGCGGGCUGCCGCGCAAGAUCCGCAGGAUGGAGGAGCUGGCCCACGACCGCGUCACCAAGGCCGCGAAAGAGCCCGAGUUCGCAAGGUUCAGCUGGAUCUUCGACAGGCCUGUCUGCAUCAGGGCCUAAUCCUCAUAAAUCCUUGAGCUAAAGUUCUAUCGGGGUCAUGAAUAACAGGCAGCAGCGUCAGCACCACUGCACCAGGAUGAUCGUUGUCAUGAAUAGUCUACGUACCUACAUUAUCGUGUUACUAGCACAUAUCAGUACUAGUGAUUGGAGUCGAGCUUACUGGCCGCAACUUACAUUCAAGUGUGUAUGUGUGUUAUUUGGCCAAAUAUCAAUCACAUUUGAACGCACAUGAUCAAAAAUUUA
Messenger RNA from Brachypodium distachyon (stiff brome), 1798 nucleotides. Its product is annotated as acyl-[acyl-carrier-protein] desaturase 4, chloroplastic. Gene Ontology annotation, cellular component: chloroplast stroma. Gene Ontology annotation, molecular function: stearoyl-[ACP] desaturase activity. The record is from RefSeq and is a predicted model, not a curated record. The coding region runs from base 338 to 1555 and encodes 405 amino acids. NCBI's taxonomy places the organism in Eukaryota, Viridiplantae, Streptophyta, Magnoliopsida, Poales, Poaceae. The transcript is spliced from 2 exons. Gene Ontology annotation, biological process: fatty acid metabolic process.